AUGUUUGGGAUGCUCAGCCGCAUUUACACGGCUAUCGCGCCGCCAACUGUCGAAAAAAGCAAAGACGGUGCCAUCAGAUUCGGAAUUUUGGGAGCUGCCAAAAUUGCGCCCAUGGCAAUAGUAGUCCCAGCCAAAUCACACCCCGAAGUCGUCGUUCAUGCCAUCUCCGCCCGAGACCGUGGCCGGGCCGAGGAGUUUGCCAAGAAGCACGGAAUCCCCGUUGUCAGGGACACAUACCAAGAAAUUCUCGACGACCCCGACAUCGACGCCGUCUUCAUCCCACUCCCAAACAGCCUGCACUACGAGUGGGCCGUUCGAUCCGUCCGCGCAGGGAAGCACGUGCUGCUGGAGAAGCCAUCGGUCGACACGGCGGCUGAGGCUGAGAUCCUUUUCGGUCUCUCACAGCUGGCUAGCUCUCAGCCUAGCCCGCCCAUCAUCCUCGAAGCGUUCCACAACCGCUUCCACCCGGCGGUGCAAAAGUUCCUCUCGCUCGUCAGCCCGGCCGACGUCGCGCACGUGCACACGGACUCGAUGGUACCGUGGUGGCUGACGGCGCGCGAUAAUAUCGAGUUCAACUACGCGCUGGGCGGCGGCAGCAUGAUGAUGCUGGGCACGUACAACUUUGCGCUGCUGCGCAUGAUCUUCGCCGCCGAGCCCGCCGAGUGCGUGUCCUGCGAGACGCGCGGAUUCGGCGACGGCGUGCACGACAAGUGCGAUACCAGCUUCCGCGCCCAGUUCCGCUUCCCCAACGGCGGCACCGCCGACGCCAUGUCCACCAUGCGCGGAUCCGUCUGGUGGAAGCCGUCCGAGGCGCGCGUCACGCACCGCGAGGUUGUUGUCCCCAACGACGGCGACGGCAAGGCGGACCCGCUGCACGAGACGGUGCGCACCCGCGUCGUCACCUUGCACGGCUUCGUGCAAGCCAUCGCGUGGCACCGCAUCGACGUCAAGGACACCUUCGUGCUCCGCGCCAAGGCUGACGGCCGCACGCUGCGCACCUGGACCGAGGCUUCGUCCCACAAGGCCUACACGUACGCCGAGGCGGGGCCCGAGUUUGCCGAUGCCGCCCCCGGUGAGCCCUGGUGGAUGUCGUACCGCUGGCAGCUCGAGGAGUUUGUCAAUCGCGUCAAGGGCCGGCCCACGCAGUUCUGGAUCUCGGGCGAGGACUCGAUCAACCAGAUGCGCAUGCUUGACAUGGCGUACGAGAAGAGUGGGCUGGGCUUGCGCCCGAUGAGCGAGUUUCGGUGAGGAUUGAUUUGAACGAGCAGCGGGUGCCUUAGCGUACCGAUCUGUCCUUUCUCUUCUUCAGGUACACGCCAUGUGCUUCCAGCUUGAGGUUCUAGUCUGUGAUCAAAGACUACUGUACAUUAUUUUAUAAACAAUCGAUCGCAC
Molecule: messenger RNA, 1392 nt
Organism: Lasiosphaeria miniovina
Lineage: Eukaryota; Fungi; Ascomycota; Sordariomycetes; Sordariales; Lasiosphaeriaceae
Product: oxidoreductase domain-containing protein
Exons: 3
Coding region: 1-1248 (415 amino acids)
Molecular function (GO): nucleotide binding
Source: RefSeq, a predicted model, not a curated record